AUGUCGGACGAGGAGCAUCACUUCGAGUCGAAGGCCGACGCCGGCGCAUCCAAGACUUACCCUCAACAGGCUGGGACCAUUCGUAAGAACGGUUACAUUGUUAUCAAAGGCCGCCCCUGCAAGGUUGUUGAGGUUUCGACUUCCAAAACCGGAAAGCACGGGCAUGCUAAGUGUCACUUUGUGGCGAUAGACAUCUUCACAGCCAAGAAGCUUGAAGAUAUUGUUCCCUCUUCCCAUAACUGUGAUGUUCCACAUGUCAAUCGCACUGACUACCAGCUCAUCGACAUUUCCGAGGAUGGAUUUGUGAGCUUGCUGACUGAGAAUGGUAACACUAAGGAUGAUCUCAGGCUUCCAACUGAUGACAAUCUGCUUGCCCAGAUUAAGGAUGGAUUUGCGGAGGGAAAAGACCUUGUUGUGAGUGUUAUGUCAGCUAUGGGAGAGGAACAGAUCUGUGGUCUCAAAGACAUUGGUCCUAAAUCCUAA
Molecule: messenger RNA, 483 nt
Organism: Striga hermonthica
Lineage: Eukaryota; Viridiplantae; Streptophyta; Magnoliopsida; Lamiales; Orobanchaceae
Source: the annotation of a GenBank genome assembly